AUGUCAAGCAAUGCAUCAUCAUCAUCAUCACCCGAUAUUAAUAUCAAACAACAAAUUCUCCAAUUAUUGGAUGCAUCAGACACGGGUGGAGAUUAUUGUACUGGUGGAAAAUUGAGUGUGGAUUAUUCUGUACCUGCCAUUGAGAUUUUACAACCGAAUGAUGGUACCUACAAGCCAUUGCCUCUCCCGAUCAAAAUCAUGGCAAUUAGAUCCAAUAACUUUAGAAUUAUCAAUCCAAAAUGGAAUAACUUGAUUACUGACUUGGUGAAUACCAAUGUCAAGAAGGAGUUGGGAAUUGGUCCAGAAAAAACAAUUACAUUUUCACUGUACAAAAUGUUAUUGUAUGAACCAGGAGGAUUCUUUGAUUUUCACAGAGACUCCGAGAAGGAAGAUGGAAUGAUUGCAACAUUGGUGGUUCAAUUGCCAAGUUCAUUCACAGGAGGUGAAAUUAUUGUGAGACACAAUGAAAGAGAGAAGAAAUUUGAUUGUCACCAUGAACAACCUAUAAUGCAUAUUAUAUUGGCUUUAAUCUACAAUUUGAAAUAUUCUGGCUCUGAUAAGAUUGCCGUUGUAGAUAGCAGUCAUCAAGUUCAGACUCUUGAGAAGAUUAUCGAGUCUUGGUUACAGGCACCAAUGUAUUCAAAACUUUGCUACAUCUUGCAACACAAAUAUUCGACAGUCGGCUUGAGUCCAACAUUACUGAAAGGAAAGGAUGAAACUGCUUUUCAACUUUUUCAAAAAAUCAAAUCGGUCAAGCUUGAGCACAGCAUUGACGAAACCACACUCGUGUACACAGCUCAAAUUUCUUCACAGGAAAACAAUCAACGUUUAGCAUUGGUUGAGGACGAAAUAUUUCCUGAUCCUUUGAGAAAAUCCAUGACGCUGACUGCAAGAGAUAUUGAACACACAGGUAAUGAGGGAACUACCAUUGAAAGAUCAUACAAAAGUGCCUGUCUACUGAUUUGUCCAACCGAAUUGAAACCUCUAUUGGAUCUUUCUAGCCGAGAGUAUUUGGAACCUCUCUUUCAGGCGUAUAGCAGCAAUCCAACCGAACAUAACAAACGGCUACUGAUGGCUUAUACCUCUUCGAAACUUACUUGGUCAGUAGAUACUGAUCGUGAAACACUGUAUUUGGAGAAUGCCGAAUUACUGACCCAGUGUUGCCUUGCACUUUCAUACUUGCCACUUAGUUUGAAAUGUGUGGAAAGAUUAUGGAUGAAAACAGGCUUGGAAGAGAAAUCUCGAGUGGAUGGUGUUGUGAAACUGAUCAAGAAUCAUGGUAUUGAACACUUCAAGCCAUUGUUUGAAAAAUAUAUCCGACAAUGCUUCAAAUGGAGCUAUAAAUUUGCCAAAGACAUUAAAGCUAUUGGCUCCCUCGUUGUACAGUUGGAAGAUCCCACAUGGGUCGAUGUUUUUAUCACCAAUUUACCCUCUGCCAAGACCAUUUCAUCGGUUGAAUCAGAGGCACUCAUUGGUCUGGCUCUAGUUAAAGAAAAGUUUCCUUCCACUACAGAAAGGAUUGACAAGUUGAUUCAUGAUUAUUUGCGAUCAUCUCUGGCACAGAGAUACCAUCCAAAUUUUUCUCCAGAAGCAAUCAUCAAAUUGAAUAUGGUGGAAUUGUGUCCAAUGGUAUUUAAAUCUUUUUGUUCUUCUCACCCUAUGAAAAUGGAGGAUGUUGACAAGUGCUUGUUACUGAUAAGACAUUUUGGAUGUGAAAAAACAGAUCCAUUUCUAAGUAAGGCCUUUUCGAAAACAACUGGAUCACAAUUACCAAAAUUGAUCAAAGUUUUGGAACAAUUGAUCACUAAAGAUGGAAAGGAAGAGCAAUUUCUAGCUUCCAAAAUGGUUGACACUCUUUUGGAAAGUAAGGACGAUCAUGUCGAUGCCGUAAUCCAAUUAUUGACAUUUUUUAGAAAGAAACAUCCAACGAGGGAAGUUGAAAUUGUGAAAAACAUUAUUGAAAAACGAAAUUAUUCUGCAAAACAAAUCGUGGAUUUAAUUCAAGGAUUGGCUAAGGAGAAUGGUACGAAUUGCUUUUGGACAGGUUCAGGAUUUCGAUUACUUUUGGAACAUGGAUACAAGUUGUUACAAAAUGCAGCUUCAACUUCUCCAGAGGCUGUCCUUGCAUUGAAUUUGGGUGGAAAUAACAAGUGGAUAUUCAAACACGUCAACAUGUUAUGCUCAUGUGAAGAUUGUAGCAAGGUUCAAACAUUUCUACAUUCUACGAACCAAGUUUUGGAUUUGAAGGAACGAAAAAACAAAAGAGAGCAUGUGGAGAAAAACUUGCCAAAUAUUGUGGAUCUUCAAAAACAAACAAUUACGACAGGAUCUCCACAAACAUUAAGAAUUACAAAAGUACUAAACAGUGCAGAGGUCAAGAAAUCCUUGAUCACGGAAAUGCAAAAGAUUAUGAAAGAAUUUGUUCAAUAUGCUACGUUAUCGAAUCAGUCCCCUAACACCAUACCAGCAGCUUCAUCAUCUAGCGAGCAUGAACCACCAACAAAGAAAAUCAAACAAGAACAACAACAAUAA
Naegleria lovaniensis is the source of this 2532-nucleotide messenger RNA. RefSeq lists its product as uncharacterized. Bases 1 to 2532 code for a protein of 843 amino acids. The transcript has 7 exons. The record is from RefSeq and is a predicted model, not a curated record. NCBI's taxonomy places the organism in Eukaryota, Heterolobosea, Eutetramitea, Acrasida, Naegleriidae.